This is a messenger RNA of Pseudoliparis swirei, 1788 nucleotides long. It is a transcript of the gene aif1l, whose product is annotated as allograft inflammatory factor 1-like. The record is from RefSeq and is a predicted model, not a curated record. Lineage: Eukaryota; Metazoa; Chordata; Actinopteri; Perciformes; Liparidae. Gene Ontology annotation, cellular component: actin filament; ruffle membrane. Gene Ontology annotation, biological process: ruffle assembly; actin filament bundle assembly. The transcript has 6 exons. Gene Ontology annotation, molecular function: calcium ion binding; actin filament binding. The coding region runs from base 92 to 535 and encodes 147 amino acids.
GUAUCGCCCCGGCGGACAGUUGCGGUAGCCUCCCGGCUCGGAUAUAUUUGUCUUUCUCUUUAUUUUAAAACCCCCGCACAUAAACUCCGGGAUGCCUUCCAACGUACAAGGGGGGAAAGCCUUCGGGCUGUUGAAGGAGCAGCAACGGUCGAAAUUUGAAGAAAUAAACAAGGAAUACAUGGAAGACCAGAAAUACAGGGAUGAAGAGGACCUGCCCGAGAAAUUGGAAGGGCUCAAAAAGAGAUUUUCUGAGUUUGACCUCAACGACCAGGGAGACAUCGAUAUGAUGGGUCUGAAGCUCAUGAUGGAGAAGCUCGGCGUGGCCAAGACCCACCUGCAGCUGAAGAAGAUGAUCGCGGAGGUGACGGGCGACGGCAACAGCAACACCAUCGACUACAGGGACUUCGUCAAGAUGAUGCUGGGCAAGCGUUCAGCCGUGCUCAAACUAGUCCUGGUCUUUGAGGACAAAGCCAACGGCGCCGUCUCCAAACCGAGCGGACUCCCUCCCAAGCGGGACCUUUCCAGCCUGCCUUAAGGCGAGGGCCCGGCGGCGUGACAUUGAACCUCUCACCGUGGGGGGUGUGGUGGUAGUGGGACCAGUGGUUUGGGGAUGUGUGUAUCGUGUGAUGUCUGGUGUGUGCGAGCCGUUUGUUGGCGUGGAAGUCCGAGCCCACGACUCACUAAAUGAUGUUUGACCGGGAAUAUGAUCGUCAUCCAUCUUUUAAUUGAAAUGUAGCACUCGUCGUUAUACUCUUUUCUUGUUGAGUGAUUCAUGGAUAUAUUUUAAGGGAAGACUACAGAAGUUGCUUUUUUUUCCUCUUCCCUUUUCCUCGUUUUUGGGAAGCGUUUUAUUGAGAUAAACACGUGUGUUUUUUGCCUCAGCGGUCUCGGUGUAAUUCCCGUCGGGUUAAUAAUCCUGCCGCGCGUCUCGCUUUCCAGAGAUUACCGGGUCAAAGUCAUCGGCCCUCGGGAGCCGAAACACUGAUCUGGAAUCAGUAACUGGGUAAUCGCGGCGGCCACUUCACAGGCUAAUAAUAUUUUUGUAGACGACUGCGGCCGCGAUGCGUCGCCCAGUGAGAUCUGUGAGGUUGAAAGCACACGGUAGUUUUUGGGGGGAGGAGCAUGAACAACAUGUACAUAGACACGCUCCACGCGCUACGAUCAUAUUCUUUCCAAGUGCCUCGACAUGCCGACGCUGUAGAGCUCAACACACACGGAUGAGAAGAACGAGGGAGCGCACACACACGCGUGUUCACUUCCUGCCGUCCUCUUGAAAACAGGAAAUCAUUCCCUUUUAUCUUGGUGAGAUAGUUUGGAUGACGUUGGUUGAGUUGUAUUGAUUUAGUGUUUACACAACAUCUUUUUUUAUGUAAAUGUUCCCUUUUCUUUACAUUAUUGUAUUAUUAAUGUCACAGCAGGUGUUUGAUGGUUUGUUUUUCGGUGAUUUUUCUGCUUUAGGCUCUUGUAUUCUGUUAUUCGUGCCUCCGUGUCGCCGUAACUCUCACGCUAUACUUACUGUGAAUUCGAUACUGUGCAGUAUUUUUAAUCCACCUAAAGUCUUUUAAAAAACUAUUAUUUGUGUUCCGUGUGUGUGUGUGUGUGUGUGUGUGUGUGUGUGUGUGUGUGUGUGUGUGUGUGUGUGUGUGUGUGUGUGUGUGUGUGUGUGUGUGUGUGUGUGUGUGUGUGUGUGUGUGUGUGUGUGUGUGUGUGUGUGUGACAUUGUUUAAUGUUGCGAAGAUGCACAUUGUUUGCAGACACCAAAGGAAUUAAAAUUAUUCUUACACUGGC